AUGGAUCCUGGAACUGAUCAAGAUCAAGAUCAAGAGGCUAUCAAAACAGACGAACAAGAACAAGUAGAAGCACAAGCUCCACAGAUCGAGGUGGAGGAUGAAGAACACACAGCGUCGAAACCCAAGAUUCUUGACUCUCCUUGUACUUCUUGCAACACAUUCGAACGACCGGAGAAGCACGAGGACAAUUAUCCUAUAGCGAACGACGAUCAGCAGCGCCAAGACCUCUCUACUCACGAGAUGAAG
Amoebophrya sp. A25 is the source of this 246-nucleotide messenger RNA. NCBI's taxonomy places the organism in Eukaryota, Dinophyceae, Syndiniales, Amoebophryaceae. The record is from the annotation of a GenBank genome assembly.